Knipowitschia caucasica is the source of this 666-nucleotide messenger RNA. The record is from the annotation of a GenBank genome assembly. Lineage: Eukaryota; Metazoa; Chordata; Actinopteri; Gobiiformes; Gobiidae.
AUGAGAGGACAGGGACCACGAGAGGACAGUGUUAGGACAGGGACCACGAGAGGACAGGGACCACAAGAGGACAGGGACUGCAAGAGGACAGGGACCAUGAGAGGACAGGGACCGCGAGAGGAAAGCGUCCGCGAGAAGACAGUGUUAGGACAGGGGCCACAAGAGGACAGGGACCAUGAGAGGACAGGGACCACAGGAGGACAGGGACCACGAGAGGACAGGGACCACAGGAGGACAGGGACCACAGGAGGACAGGGACCGCAAGAGGACAGGGACCGCGAGAGGACAGGGACCGCGAGAGGACAGGGACCGCGAGAGAACAGGGACCGCAAGAGGACAGAGACCGCAAGAGGACAGGGACCGCGAGAGAACAGGGACCGCAAGAGGACAGAGACCGCAAGAGGACAGGGACCACGAGAGGACAGGGACCACGAGAGGACAGGGACCACGAGAGGACAGGGACCGCGAGAGGACAGAGACCGCAAGAGGACAGGGACCACGAGAGGACAGGGACCACGAGAGGACAGGGACCACGAGAGGACAGGGACCACGAGAGGACAGGGACCACGAGAGGACAGGGACCGCGAGAGGACAGGGACCGCGAGAGGACAGGGACCACGAGAGGACAGGGACCACGAGAGGACAGGGACCAUGAGAGGACAGUGA